Ctenopharyngodon idella (grass carp) is the source of this 1013-nucleotide messenger RNA. RefSeq names its product histone H3. Gene Ontology annotation, molecular function: DNA binding; structural constituent of chromatin; protein heterodimerization activity. Lineage: Eukaryota; Metazoa; Chordata; Actinopteri; Cypriniformes; Xenocyprididae. The transcript has a single exon. The record is from RefSeq and is a predicted model, not a curated record. Bases 441 to 851 code for a protein of 136 amino acids. Gene Ontology annotation, cellular component: nucleosome.
CAUCGUCUUCAGGGGAUGUCUGGAGUAACAGAACUUUAUCAAUGUCACUCUAAGGUGUGAAACUCUAGUGUGUGUCUGACUGCAGUGCUUUAAACAGACUGUAAUGUGAUUUUGUUCUGAUCCGAGAUCUGCACAAUCACUGGGAAUUAAGGCGAGUAUUUCAGAACAAAUAAACACAGCAGUGUGAGUGUAAAGUCUAUGGGUGUGUUACACUGUUUGAACAAAGCGUCUUGAGCGGGAAACCCUCCGCUUGUUUGAAAAGAGGAAACGCGCAGUCAUUGGCUAGCGGUCAUAAGCACACGUCACACACUAGCCAAUCACAGGCCUCUACACCCCCUCGCGUCACCAGAGCUCAUGGCCGCGCAAUGCUUUAAAAGCAGGAGUGUGACAUAAAGCCGCAUUUCCAGCACAAGCAGGACAGAGAGAAGAGAAGUUCAGCAAUGGCAAGAACCAAGCAGACCGCUCGUAAAUCCACCGGUGGUAAAGCCCCGAGGAAGCAGCUCGCUACUAAAGCAGCGCGGAAGAGCGCGCCAGCCACCGGCGGCGUCAAGAAGCCCCAUCGUUACAGGCCCGGGACCGUGGCUCUCCGAGAGAUCCGCCGUUAUCAGAAGUCCACCGAGCUGCUGAUCCGCAAACUGCCUUUCCAGCGGCUGGUGCGAGAAAUCGCUCAGGACUUCAAGACGGAUCUGCGCUUCCAGAGCUCCGCUGUCAUGGCCCUGCAGGAGGCCAGCGAGGCUUAUUUGGUCGGUCUGUUCGAGGACACCAACCUGUGCGCCAUCCACGCCAAGAGAGUCACCAUCAUGCCCAAGGACAUUCAGCUGGCCCGCCGCAUCCGCGGAGAGCGCGCUUAAACCCGCAUCAGCGCAUCACACCCCAACGGCUCUUUUAAGAGCCACCAAAACUGAUCUGAAUGAGAUCAUUUCCAGCAGUAUUAUAGAAGUUUUGAUGCUUGUGUCAAACCAAAGUGUCAGAGACCAAUAUAUACAGGUUAUAAAACAUUUGAGGUUUUUUUU